AUGGAGGACGCAAUGGAGUCAGCAACGAAGAAGGCGAGCGCCGAGGCGCCGCAGAGCGAGGCGGCGGCCCCGAGCCCCUCCCUGGCGGACGUCCUCCAAGUCGAGCGGCUGUUCGACUUCGUCCCGCCCUCCACCGCCGUCGAGCUCGCCGCCACCUGCUGGGACGGGCUUGUCGCGGUGCUGCGGUACGGCUGCGGAUACGAGGGCGUGACGGACUGGUGGGCGCACGACGGCUACGACCGCUGGUCCGACGGCAGCAAGCACCGCGCGGCGGUGCGGCGUAUACUCCCCGGCGGGGCAAUGGUGCGCGGGCUGGCGGGUCGCAUGGAGGGGGUGUCGCGGUGCGUGGGGCGGCUGGAGGUGGCGGGGGCGCACUUCCCGGCGGAGGACGCUCGCGCGAUGAGCGAGGCGGCCGACGCGGCGGGCAUGGUGCCGCAGCGGCCUCUCUCAACUUGCCGUGUCGCGUCCGACGGCCCGGACGAGCAGGUGGGGGCGCUGGCGGGCAUGGUGCGGGCCGGAUCGGACAGGCUGCGCGUGGUGAAGGUGUGCGUGUCGAGUCGCGACCGUCCGGGGUCUCUGUUUUUCGCCAAGCCUGGGGGGCUGUUCAACGUCGACCUCUUCUUGGGCGUGCUGGGGGCGCCGGCGGUGUGCGACCAUGUGGAGACGUUCUCGGUCGUCGACGUCGCGGCCGUCGGGGGCGACAUCGAGGGCAUGCUCGCCGUACUGCGCCACACCCGCGCCCUGGAGACUCUGUCCCUGAAGAAUGAGCCUUGUUCACCGGAUGAGAUGUCAUGCAUGAUCCCCGAAGACAUACGUCAGGGGGCGCGGCUUGGGCAGGUGGUCGCGAAGCUCAUCCGGAGCUGCGCACCGCUGCGCGAGAUCGAGCUGUCCCAUCUCGGGAUCUCGUCGUUCGGCGCGGCGAUUGCCAGAGCGAUUGCGGCACGGACUGGUGGCGGAGGCGGCGUGCUCGAGACGCUGCGCGUCGGCCCCGGCACGAGCGACUCCGAGUUCGCGACAACGAUGCAGGACAUCGACCUGGGGUCCCUCUCGACGCUCGACCUCCGCUUGAUGCGCCUGCGCGGCCCUGCGCUCCACAGGAUCGCGCCGCAGCUCGUCAACACUGCGGCAAACAACCUCGUCGCCCUGCACCUGGAAGCCACGAACCUCGAUACCAGCAGCGCGCGCGCGUUUGGAUCCAUUCUGCGCGGCUGCACGGCCCUGCGCAGGCUCAGCCUCGCUCACUUCGACGCCUGGGCAACGUUCAUGGCGGUCCUGACGUCCGGGGCGCAGCUGCCGCUCGAGGUCCUUCGCGUGAGGGAGCACAAGCGCGACAACGAGGCGCUCGAGGUAGCUGCGGAGCUGGUUGCCCGCAGCAAGGCGCUCCUUGAGCUGGACUUGGCCGUCGAACCUGUCAGUGAGGAGUACGAAUGCGUGUAUCGGGUGGUGACGAGGCGGGAGGAGCCCGUGCUGGCGCUGGCGGCGGCAAUCAGGCGUAGCACGCGCCUGCGUCGGCUCGCGAUCGACUACGAAAACCGCUACGCCGCCACGUUCGCCCGCGCCGUCGCGAACAACAAGUCUCUGAAGGAGGUGGCCCUGACGCGGGGUUUUUUGAGCGACGACGAGGACGAGAACGACGACUGGGACCCCCCCGUGGUGUUCGACAAGGUUCUCUCGCGCAACUCGGGGCUCGAGAAGUUCACAGUCGUCGUGGCGCGCUGCGAGAUCAGGGAUCAGGUCCUGCGAGGGCUGGAGGGAAACAACACGCUGCGUGCGCUCGAGAUCGAGGGCAGCUACCUCUACCCGUCGACCUCCCCAUGGGCUGCACAACUCAGCGAAGUCCUGCGUCGAAAUACGUCCCUGAAGUCCCUUGUUUUGAAAGACAUGAUCGAGACUCCAGAGGGCAAGGAUCUGGGCAGGAUGCUCGCGCGCAACAAGGGGCUCGAGGUCCUGCGCGUCGAGAGCAGGAUCUGCGACGGAGCGGUGUGUUUCAACGACGAGGACGCGCAGAGCUUCGCGGAUGGCCUGCGUGCCAAUAGAACACUGCGGCGGCUGCGGGUCGCGGGGGCCCUCACGGCGGGGGGGCUGCGGGCCCUGCGCGACGGCCUGAAGGGCCGCCCCGGGGCGUUCGAGCUCGAGCUCGACCUGACUGCCUCCCCGGACGCGGACGCGAUCAGGGAGCUGCGCGGCACGGGGGCGCGGGUGGUGAUCAAUGUCGUUCACGAUCGCGACGCGCGGGACAGCGAGUAG
Pedinophyceae sp. YPF-701 is the source of this 2247-nucleotide messenger RNA. NCBI's taxonomy places the organism in Eukaryota, Viridiplantae, Chlorophyta, Pedinophyceae. The record is from the annotation of a GenBank genome assembly.